This is a messenger RNA of Ciona intestinalis (vase tunicate), 3469 nucleotides long. NCBI's taxonomy places the organism in Eukaryota, Metazoa, Chordata, Ascidiacea, Phlebobranchia, Cionidae. The record is from RefSeq and is a predicted model, not a curated record.
UUUUAAGUACAAUACAUUUUAAACGAAUUAGUCAUGUCUCGUUCUGCAACAGCUGAAUGUUUUGUGAUGUUCCUCACUCAACACCCGAUAGAUAAAGAAUGGCAUUCCCGAGCUGAAGUCGAAGAAAAGUUUUACAUUUUCAAAGCAGAAAAUAAAGUAAAAAAGACAUCUUUUUCUUCUUUUUACCAAUACCUUAUCGACGCGAAGUUUGUGACAGUAAAGCGCUCUGCAUCGGGGGAUUUCAUCAGAGUUUUGUAUCAUCAGCAAUCAAAGAAAAAUGAAGAGAGUAAAGCGAAGGCCAAGAAAAAUGAAACAGAGAAACGCCGCUUUGUUCAAUACAUUAACAACAGAAACAACAGAAAAAAGAUGAUUAAAGGUCCAGAUGACAUUGAUGUUAUAUGUUCCAACCAAGGUUUUACUGAGAGCAAUGCUGAUGAUGGCACUUAUUCAUGCACACUCUUUGAAGGUGAAACAAGCCGUAAUUAUCAAAUGAUUGUUCGCAACAAAGGAAACUUCAGUGUUGUGUUGAAAAAAUGUUUUCUUCUGUCUGAUCGAACUGUGAUUAGUCUUUCUGAUACAAUCGGUUGCUGCAACUUAAAAGCUGAUAUUGAAGUACAAAUUCCAAAAGAUGGGGAAUAUCCAAUUGAAGUUACAUGUAGCAGCGCUGAGGAAAUCUUGAGGUUUUCAGCUGAUGCAAUAUUCACGUUUGAAAGGAUUGAUAUAAAAAGAUCGAAAUUUUCAAUGCUUCGGCACCUCACAUGUUCAAGGCAAAAUAAUCUUAUGGAAGAGCUUGCUCCUCAAUCAAAGUUUGAAAAGCCACGUAGAGGGUUCGGGGUUAAAGAUCUAAUAAGUUUUACAUACGAAGGCACCCGACCUACUCUUGCUGGGAACAAGUUGGAAAAGACACUGAAAUUGGGCGAGUAUAAGGUUCCGGAGAAAAUAAGAUCUGCUUUGAAAAGAAAGGUGUUAUUAAGAAAAGAAGAUAAUGUUACCAACGAACAACGUGGUCAAAAUGGGGACAAUAAUUCUGACGAGAGCAUGAGACAAACUUUGCACUCCAAGUUGACCCCUGAAAACUAUCGGAGAAAAUUUUCAUUACUGUUGUACUUGGAGGAAAUACAGCAAACGGUGGACAGGAAAAUUUAUAAUAUGACCAAUGUUUUUAUCACCAAAACCAAAGGGGGAAACAACUUUAGGCUUAAGGUGAAAAAUAAAGUUGUACCUGGUUUACUGGAGCGUCGACCAUCUGUAGUAGUUGGUGAUUCAAUUCUCGUUAAAAUGCUGGGACCAAAUGAGAAGUUUUGCGACUUAGAUGGAAAUGGUCAACCUGUCUCUUAUCAAGGUUACGUGCACCAAGUUGAACAAGAAGAAAUUGUGCUUGGCUUUCAUAAAAAGUUUGAACAAAAGUUUGUCACCGGAAUGCCGUUUGCUGUUGAGUUUCAAUACAACCGUUAUCCAAUGAAGCUUCAACACAGAGCUGUUGAACAGUUGUUGAAUGCAGAGCAGCUCAAUUUUCUGUUCCCAAAUUAUCUCAAAUCCCAGUUUCAUCCAUUGAAAUGCCCAAAUAAUCUUAGACUGUACAAUCAGAAGUUGGAAAGCAAUAAACAGCAGGUACAAGCAAUCAAUUCUAUUGUAUUUGAUCAAUCACAAGUUCCAUAUAUUAUAUUUGGACCUCCAGGAACAGGGAAAACAGUUACAAUUGUUGAGGCAAUUAAACAAGUCAUUUCCCAUUACAUUGAAUGCCAUGUACUUGUGUGUGCUCCUUCCAACAGUGCAGCUGAUUUGUUGACAGAAAGACUACGAGAGCAUGUUGAUGUUAGAAAGUUGUUUAGGAUGUGUGCGCAGUCAAGACCAUUGGUGGAAGGUCCAGACUUUACCAAAGUUAUACCUGAUUCUAUCAAGGACGUAUGCAACUACAACCAAGCUAACCAUGAGUUCUUUUUCCCAUCUAAAAAAGAACUCAUGGAAUACAGUGUGUUGUGCACAACUCUUACAACUGCAGGAAGGAUAGCAAGCGCAGAUUUUCCGAACAAUCACUUUGAUUUUGUGUUUGUUGAUGAAGCAGGUUAUGCCUCAGAACCUGAACUUCUAAUUUCUAUCGCUGGUGUCUUGAAACAAGGAGGAAGGCUUAUUAUGGCAGGAGACCCCAAGCAACUUGGGCCUGUUAUUUUUUCUCACCAUGCGAAAGUACUUGGUCUUUCUCAAUCACUCUUGCAACGUUUACAUGACUCCUUUGAGAUUUAUGGGAAAGGUGAAGAAAAUUCCUAUGACCCCAGGUUUAUAACCAAGUUGGUAAAUAACUACAGAAACCACCCAGAUAUCCUUGAUGAGCCGAAUCAUCAGUUUUAUGAUGGUGAGUUGAAAGCAUGUGCGGACGAGUUGGAGCGUAACUGCCUCUGUGGAUGGAGUGAGCUUCCUCAGAAAAACUUUCCGAUCAUUUUCCGUGCCGAGAAUGGGGUAGAGGAACGUGAAGAAAGGAGUCCAUCUUAUUUUAACCGAAAGGAAGCUGUAGCUGUUUACAAUUACGUUGAGAACCUGCUGCAAGCGAGAGGUAAUGGAGUAACACCCAAUCAUAUUGGAAUCAUUUCCCCCUACAGAAAACAGUGCAAGAAAAUCCAGCAGCUUCUACGAAAGAUCAAAGGAUAUGAAAAGAUCAAAAUUGGUAGUGUGGAGGAGUUUCAAGGUCAAGAAAGAAGAGUCAUGCUUAUCAGCACAGUGCGAAGUGAAACUGAUCAUUUGGUUGAGGAUCUCAAACAGCAACUUGGGUUUCUGGCUAAUCCAAAGAGAAUGAACGUUGCAAUCACUCGAGCUAAAGCUCUUCUUAUUGUGGUUGGCAACCCUGAAGUUCUGUCUUAUGAUCCAACUUGGAAAAGCUUUAUUGAUUAUUGUUGGAGUCAUGGAGGCCAUACUGGAUUCCAUUUUGACCCAUCUGCGGAACGUAAAUACGAUCCGAUCUCCGACAUUAUUGAUAAACUGGAAGCGUUCGGAUUUAACUACGAUGACGGAGAAGAUGACGUCAGUGCAAUUAUGUCGUACGUAGAACCGAGAAUUCGCCACGAGUAAUAGUUGGGUAUUCGUCAAUUCGAUUUUCUUGCUGUUAAAUUAAAGUUCAGAAUUUGGGUUAAUUUUUCCAUCAAUUUUAGUUUGCUUUUAUCAUUGCUGCCCAGGUUACAUAUCCGUGUGUGGUGGAAGAUUUUACUGCAGUUAGAUUGCUUAAAUUAUGGUGAUCAUGACAUUAACUUUUAUUGUUUUAAUUUCGUCUGCACUACUUUUGCUACCUGGUGUGAUUGCUGAGGAAAAAAUGCUUUUAUCUUUUACAAUAUGGCGCAAUUAUGCUUCUUGUCGUUCUUGACUAAGUAGAAAGUGUGAAACCCUCUUCUUCGUUGUUUUCAUAUGUGUAUAAUUUUCAUCUCGUGUUUCCUGUAAUCUCUUCAAACAUAUCGUUCCAAUAUAAGUUUCAUUGCUGUAA